GAGCCGCUGCCGUGUUUACAGCGCCCGCCGUGCCCGCCCCGCCGCCGCUGUCCCUCGGCCCGGCCCGGCUCCGCGGCCGCUUUUCCGUUCUCCGCGUCAAUGCGGCGCCGCCGCCCCGCGGCCUGUCCCGGCCAUGGACACCAGCGACUUGUUCACCAGCUGCAAGAAGGGCGACGUGAGCCGCGUGCGAUACCUUCUUGAGCAGCGAGAUGUGGAAAUCAAUGUCCGUGAUAAGUGGGACAGUACACCCCUGUAUUACGCCUGUCUGUGUGGACACGAGGAGCUUGUACGUUAUCUUCUAGCCAAUGGAGCAAAGUGUGAGGCGAACACUUUCGAUGGGGAGCGCUGUUUGUACGGAGCUCUGAGCGACGCCAUCCGCCGGCUGCUGAAGGAGUACAAGCAGAUCACAGCCAAGUGCAUGAGGAGGGACUACUAUGAUGUGUUCCUGCAGAGGCUGCUGGAGCAGGGUUACCAGAGUGACAUUGUUUUCAUCGUCCAUGGCAAAUCCUUCUGUGCCCACCGCUGCAUCCUCAGCGCCCGCAGCGCCUACUUUGCAGAGAUGUUUGAGACCAAAUGGAAGGGGAAAAACAUGAUAGUGUUGAAGCACCCACUGAUUAACCCAGCAGCCUUUGGAGCUCUUCUGCAGUAUCUGUACACAGGUCGUCUGGAUAUCGAUGUAGAAUAUGUGAGUGAUUGCAAGAGGUUGGCCAAGCAGUGUCGGCUGCAGGACCUCAUUGAUGAUUUGGAGACCAAAUGUAAAAAAGUCUAUGAAUUUGUCUCUUCCAAGCCAGGGACCUGUGUGAAAGUGCUGACCAUUGAGCCCACAGGUAACUGCCGGCUGCAGGAAGAUCUGGCUCUCCUGGCAGACUGCGCCCUGCCAGCUGAACUGCGGGUUGGUUUUGGGGAGUUGCCCUUUGACAGCACUGACAACUUCAACAGCUGUCCUGACGUGUGUUUCCGUGUGGAAGAUUACAACUUCUUGUGCCAUAAGGCAUUUUUCUGUGGUCGCAGUGAUUAUUUCAAAGCUCUUCUUGAAGAUCAUUUCAGUGAGAGUGAGGAGCUACAGACACAGCCCAGCAUCCCUGUGGUGACUCUGCACAACAUCUCAGAAGACAUCUUCAUCCGGGUCCUCUACUACAUCUACAGUGAUGAUACAGAGCUGUCCCCAGAGAACGCCUACGACGUGCUGUGUGUGGCUGACAUGUACCUGCUGCCCGGGCUCAAGCGCCUCUGCGGCAGGACCCUGGCGCAGAUCCUCGACGAGGACAACAUCAUCAGCAUCUGGAGGAUUGCAAAGCUCUUCCAGCUGACCCGACUGGAGGACCAGUGCACUGAGUACAUGGCCAAGAUCAUUGAGAAGCUGGUGGAGUUGGAGGAGUUUGCAGCUGCUGUGAAGGAGAACGCAGAGGCCGUGGAGGAGCGGCAAGAGACUGACUCCAUCCCUCUGGUCGAUGACAUCCGCUUCCACAUCACCAGCAACGUGCAGACUUACAGUGCCAUUGAGGAAGCCAACCAGAAACUUGAAGCUCUAGAAAACCUCCUGGCCAGCAUAGGGCUCGAGUGCUGAUGUGUGCAAACCCUGCCUGUCAUUUGCAGCCUGCACAGCCCUCACUGCAUUGGCUCGGAGUGCAAGAACAUCUGAGUCUGAAUGUCCCACUCCCAUUCUUUGUCCUCCUUCCCAUCCACCUUCAGGCAUGGUUUCUUUUUAAUUUAUUUGUCUGGACAUUUGCAUUUCUGGUUUGUGUUUGGUUUUACUUUGUUUUUUUGUUUCUCCUUUCAGAAAUAACUCCCAAAGCUCAGCCUAAGUCAGUAGCUGCUCCUUUGUACAAUACACUGUGGAGAGGAGACUGUGAGCUGUUGGGAAUGGUGAAGGAGCUGUUCUGGGGACUUCCUACUGCCUGGGGUUAGAACCCAUCCCAUUCUGUGGUUCAAUACAACACACUUCUGAAACUGGCUUAUGCCAGAAUAUUUGUUGAAUUACCAGCAGCAGAGGAAGAAAACUGGAUUAAAGUCUUAAUAAGUAUAUGGGAAAGGAGGUCAGCACUGUCACUGUCAGUAUUACAGGACUGGCAGAACUGGGCCGUGCUUCCCUAAUGGGACAGAGAGGUACUUGGCUGUGUGGAAGGCACUGUCUUCACCUGUUAUUUUAGUACUUAGAUGGAAAAAAAACAACAAAAAAAAGAGUGAUUUCCAGGUCUUCCCUACCUUUUCGUUGCUUUGAAGUGCUCAGAAUUUAAAAGCUUUGCUUUCUGAACAAGCAUCUUUGGGAAUACAGUAGAGACCAGAAUCCUUCCAUUCUUAGAAAGCAGUAGCUUUCAGUGCACAAAAGAAGGAAGAGCAGCCCUCUUAAAGAGGGGAUGGAAACACCUUCUUCUUGGAAACAGCACUUUUCCCUUUAUUUUUGUCCACUGUGGUAGGGCAAGGCUGACUUGCUGGUGGGUCUGGGAAGAGGGGUCACUGGAAAUCUCUUUCAAAAGGAAAGGGCCCUUUUGGGGCUCUCAUAGGGCUGCUGUCCCACUCUGUGACCUUCUGGCUUUGCUCAGCCUUGAGCCUCAUAGCUUCACUGUUCUCCAGGAAAUUCAUUGUCUGUACUAAUGAAUGUUUUUGAAUCUGUAUUUUGCAGUAGGUCAUGUUAUCCCAUGUUGUCUGCCUGGAUUCUUAAUGAGGGCUAUGGUGUUCCCUGUCCUUGGCACUAAUCAGCAGGUGAUAACCCUGCAUAGCCUUGCCUUGCCAGAUAGGCUGCCCUUGGAGCUGUGCAUCUCUGGAAUGGUGUUGGGAGAGUCUCCAGGGUGCAGGCUGGGUGCACCUUCCCAUGCUGGGCUUUGGGAGGGAGAAGCAGCAUUGAGUGAAGCACAGGCACUGGGCUGCUGUGACCACUCAUACAAUCAUUUUGGUCAAUUCCUGAGGCAAGAGCUUGAAUAGACUGUGCCAGAGGUGCUUUUAUUAUGUGACGUGGGAACUGGGCAACUUCAGGGUGUUGUUUUCUGUAGUGGUGGGGGUUAGGAGACUUGCUUCAGGUGUGGAUUUAUUGGGAGGAUGGGUUUUUCUUUGCUAAUCUCACCAGGUGAGAGACUGAUACCCCACAGCAAGUGAGAGCUGCAGCCUCACUGCCUGUUCCUCUCCUGCACUGAAGCUGUUGGCAGGUGCACGGGCAGGCUCUGGGCACCACCUGCACCAGGCAGGCUGCACUCAGUUGUGAGCAGGGGACUCUGGAUAAAGUCUGGAAAGCCAGGCUUUGGCAAAAUCAUGUGUCAGGACUGAGUUGCACUUAAGCUGUGGAUAGAGCUGGGGUGGGGGGAGCAGAGAUGAGGUUCAUUGAUAUAAUUGAACCCCAGAUGCUUGUGCACUUUGUCAUCUGGGUUUAAGUGGUGUCUCUUGCAGAUCAGGUCUCUGGGGCAGGAGAUGGUGGUGGCAGAGCUAUCAAGCAGUGUGGGCUUCAAUUCUGUUUGAAAACCCUUGUGAAGAAGUGCAAGGAGUUGUUGUGGUUUGUUUCCUGAGGAUGGAGGAUGUGUCCCUCCACAGGAGUGGUUGCUGCAUGGAAGCAGGAAGCAGCAGGAGUGUGCUUCUGUUUGGGACAGUGACAUGGAGAGGAGCUGUACAUUUCUUGUGUGAUUUGUGGAAUAUACCUCCAUGUCCACCGCUAAGCUCAGUGUGUCUUUGACAGGACCACCAAAAAGCCCAGCACAACUGAUGAAGAUAUCCCCAUGGACUUGGGGAGGGUGAAGGGCUAUCAAGGAAGCUUUAAUAUGAAGUCCCAUAUAUUUUGGAGAAAGAAGGGUGAGAGGAGAACUGCUUGUUUUCUUGCUGAGUGGAGUGUCAGGCUCAUGAAAAUGUGCUACAGAAACCAGCAGCUUAACUCAGUUUGUUCAGUUCCCCUAUGUUUCUCCUCUGUAUAUGGCUGAAGAUAGCACUGAACAUAAGCAGGAUGUUUAGUUUAUCAUAUCUCUUCUCCUCCUCCAGGAGAAAUUCCGCUUCUGACAUGUUAGCAGUUGGGUUUCCACAGCAGUGGUUGUGACAGCCCACGGGGCUUGCACAGAGCCACCAGAGAACAGGACGUGGCCUUUGCCUUCUGCUCGUACUGAGCGAGAUGCAGGAGCAGGAUUAUCAAGGAAUGUGCUAAUGCUUUUCUCUGCAGAUGCCUCAGCUGCUAGAGCAAAUGGACACUGGCAGUGGGCAAAGCAGGAGGAAGGCAGAGGGGGAGCAGCAGUGCUGGGAAGCAUUUUCCAUAUGGCUGCUCUUGAAUAAUUCCAUUCCUGCAUCGUUAAGUGUGGAGCGAGUGAGGCUGCAGUUGUACGUGUGGGAGAAAAGGUCAGCCUGGCCUUUUGAUCUGCCUCCCCAGCAGUGCAAGUCCACGUGGGCUUCCAGGCAGAUGCCUCAUCUGUCUGUGUGCACUUAGUGGUCACAUCUGUGAGGCCUGUCAGAUUGUCCAAUUACUCGGGAUCCUUUAACUCCCCCCCAUCCCUUUUGGCAAAAUAGGGCUAUCCAAAAGCAUGCAUAAGCAGAUGGUCAGCAUGCAGGCAAGCUCUCUAAUUAAGAUGAGCCUGGACAAAUCUUAGAUUUGAAUUCACUUUAUUCUUGCUGCAAAUAAUUUUAUCACAAAAUAAAAACCUCUGAUUUUUCUUCUGUUGCCAGUGUCCUUCCUGUGUUUUGUUGCCUCUGUCCUUUUUAUUUACUACUACCCACUUGCUGAAUCAAGAAGAUUGUAAAAUUUACUAGAGCAAGGUUAUAUUUAAGAAGAAAUGUGUAAGCACGUGUGCAGCAAUAAAAUAGUCUAUUUCACUAUA
Molecule: messenger RNA, 4784 nt
Organism: Zonotrichia leucophrys gambelii
Lineage: Eukaryota; Metazoa; Chordata; Aves; Passeriformes; Passerellidae
Gene: ABTB1
Product: ankyrin repeat and BTB domain containing 1
Exons: 12
Coding region: 134-1567 (477 amino acids)
Cellular component (GO): ubiquitin ligase complex; cytoplasm
Molecular function (GO): protein binding
Source: RefSeq, a predicted model, not a curated record